Molecule: messenger RNA, 1634 nt
Organism: Rhopilema esculentum
Lineage: Eukaryota; Metazoa; Cnidaria; Scyphozoa; Rhizostomeae; Rhizostomatidae
Product: GPN-loop GTPase 1
Molecular function (GO): GTPase activity
Source: RefSeq, a predicted model, not a curated record
UGCCGCCAAGUUGCAUAUUGUUUUAAAAAUGGCGGAAGCUAGCAUCGCAGCAAGUAACCAAAAAUCGGAGUCGACGACACUGAACAGAGAUGAGGACAAAAUGACUCCAGGCGAUAGUGGCUCCAAAAAGAUGCCUCCUUGCAUCAUUGUUAUCGGGAUGGCAGGGUCUGGGAAGACCACUUUUGUGCAAAGAUUGACGUCACAUCUCUACACAAAAAAGGAAACACCAUAUGUUAUAAACUUGGAUCCUGCAGUACAUGAAUUGUCAUAUCCAGCGAAUAUUGACAUCAGGGAUACUAUCAAAUACAAAGAAGUCAUGAAACAAUACAAUUUGGGCCCAAAUGGAGGAAUAAUGACAUCAUUGAAUCUUUUUGCAACAAAAUUUGAUCAAGUUCUUGAACAUCUAGAAAAAAGGUCUUCUGAGUGCAAGUAUGUGGUUAUUGACACCCCUGGACAAAUUGAGGUCUUCACCUGGUCAGCCUCUGGUUCUAUCAUUACUGAGGCACUGGCAUCAACAUUUCCAACAAUGGUUGUUUAUGUAAUGGACACAGCAAGGAGCACCAAUCCUGUGACUUUUAUGUCAAACAUGUUGUAUGCUUGCAGCAUAUUAUAUAAAACAAAACUACCAUUUAUUGUUGUUCUCAACAAGACUGAUAUUAUUGAUCAUGGAUUUGCUAUUGAGUGGAUGCAAGACUUUGAAGUCUUCCAAGAAGCCUUAUCAAAUGAAACAUCCUAUGCCUCAAAUCUGACAAGGUCAAUGAGCUUGGUUCUUGAUGAAUUUUAUCAAAACCUAAAAGCUGUUGGAUUAUCAGCUAUUACAGGUGCUGGAAUUGAUGACUUUUUCAAAGCUGUAGAUGAGGCUGUGGUUGAGUAUGAAACAGUUUUCAAAGUCGAAUAUGCAAAACUGAAGGAAGAGAAAUUAAAGAUGAAAGAAGAUAUUAGGAAACAACAGAUAGAACAAUUAAGGAAAGAUGUUGGGAAAGGAAAAAGUGUAGACUUGUUUUCAACACCUGCUGUCAGGGAACAGACUGUGUUUGAUCACCUUCAUUUAGAUGAUGAUAAUAUUUCAGAAAAUGAUGAGAUUGAAACUGAAGAAAUUGACUUAGAUGAAGAAAAAGAAUACAAUUCAUUUCAAAGAUUCCUGCAAAGUCAAGGUUUAAAACAAACAGACAGCUCAAAACAACAACAAAAAUAAGAUAUAUGGUAUACUUAGUUAGAGUUUUCAUUUACUUUAAUCAACUUGGUCACUGCAGCUGAUCAGGUACAAAUUUUAUUGGUAGUAAAAACAUUUAGUUUAAACUUGACUAUUGGCAGUAGCAGCUGGCCAGAAUUUCUCUCUAACGUUUUUGAAUCUUUAAAAUUUUCUAUGCUCGGCAAUAUUUAAGAGUUAUGCAAGUAGCAGUUUGAAAGUUUGAGGCUCUUUGGAAUACAUAGUUUUUUAGCAACAGGAUUGAAAUUCCAUCGGCUAAAUCAGGCAAUCUUGUAUGGAUCCUUUGCUUAGGGUUUUGCAAAAAUGCUUUAUCUAAAGUUCACUGAUGCUUAGCAUGUUUUUAGUUUUAAAUAAAGGCACCUUUGUACUUGCAAGUGUUUCAUUUUCUAAUAUCUGUAGCCUUCAUGAAAAAAGUCAACUCAGA